GGAACCUUCCAGACGGUGCAGGGUGAGGGCGUUGGCGGCCUGAGGCCCCGGUGCUUUGCCGCGAAACCUCGUACCGUGUGUUCGGUCCCCGAUGGCGCGGCUUUGGGCUGAGUGCAGGCCGAUGCCACGGUGAUCGCCCGCCUCUGGUCGCAAAGAGCUGAACUUGUUAGAUUGUUGCUGUUUGAUCUUUAGCUCCCACAUCUUCAGCAUGAAAUGUACCCAGGUUGUCAGAUUGUCAGCUCUUCCAGCAGGUCUUGGACUAGUGUCAUUCAGAGUAUACGCUUCAAGCAAAAAUCAGUAUGAUAAGGAUCCCAUCAAACCUGACCAGCUUUCAGUUUACAAUGAACCUUCAACAAACUGCAAGUUUGUAGUCGAACAGCCAGGUCGGUUGUUGAAGGGAAUUUCUACUCUGAGACAGUCUAUUCAACCAUAUGCUGCUCAAUGCAAGGGUGCAUAUAAUGCUGUUAAAAAUGGUGCAGAAAACUCUGUUGCAUUUGGCAAAGGAGCCUAUGUCUUUCUCAAGAAUCCGCCUGAAGGUUUCUUUCCAAGAAUGAGUGUGAUAACAGUAUCCGGGUUGGCUGGACUAGUUCUGGCAUCAAAAGGUUCACGGGUUCAGAAAAUGGUAUAUCCAGUAGGACUUGCAGCUGUGGGAAUGGCCAUUUGCUACCCCCAGCAAGCUAUAGCCGUAGCUAAGUUUUCUGGCCAGAAAAUGUAUUCCAUUAGUCAAGGGAGUUAUGAGGCAAUUCGAUCCCUCUGGAAACAGAGUCCUCAACAAAAAAAAGGAACGACAAAGAAUGAAGACCUAGAGGUCACUGAAAGACAGGCAAACACGGGGAAACUUGAUAGAUUAGAAGACAAAUACCCUCCGCUGGCAGAGAAUCAGCAGCCAACGAUAUCAGAAAUUGCUUUUCUACCAGCAGAAGAAAAACUCGUGAAUCCACUUGAUCCUAACUUGCUCGACCAUGGUCAGGCAAAUCCUGAAGAUACAGACUUGUACAGCACUCGAAGUUAAGGGCCCAGAUUACUACAUAAAAUUGCAAUUUAUAGUGUUUGAACCUGUUGGUAGUGUCUAAUCUCAUAAAUUUAGAGAAUCAAAUUAUACCUUUUAUGUUAAUACGUUAAGUUACUUUAUUGUAUGGUGCCUAUUUAUUUGUAUCUCUGAUUUUUUAAGAAAGUGUUCAUAAUCCUGUCUCUUGUUUAAAAUCUUUUGUGUUCAAUUUACACUUGUAAUAAAUACACUAGCUUGUUUUCUGUCAACACAUUUGUAAAACAAUUGACUACAUCUAGAAAAUAGAACAGGGAUUGUUUACUUUUCCAUUUGCAAACUUAAACCCCCUCCAUUCUCUUACAAUAUUGGCUCCCAUGCCCUUACACCAAAUGUCUUACCUCCAAGCUUGGAUCUUUCUCUAGUUUCCUUCCCACAUCACUUUAUCAUCUGUCUUGGCACCCAUGAGAAUUCCCCCCCUUGCUCCAUUUUCUUGAAUCAACUGAAUGUUUUGAAUUUCCUUCCCAAACUUGAAGUUCUCUGAUAUUGUUAAUAAUGCUCUCCUUGUGGGUGGCUCUGAAUUUCUUUAAAUCUAUCAAUGUCUCCCUUCUCAAAAAUCCACUCCUUGCAUUUAAUUAAAGUAUCAUCUUGUACAACACCAAAGAUGCGUUUUUGAUUUCUGAAUACAGGUCUCUGUUCCAUCACUACACCUGCUCGCAGAAUGAGCUUGACAAAAUCUGUCUAUCUCAUAAGAAUGGCUUUCUGCUUACAAUUGGAAAACAAACUGACUGUGAUAUAAAUCUUAAACUUCACUGCUUUGGGGAGGUUGUGCCUGAAUUGGCUGUUUUAUGAUUUCUAUUCAUUUGGUCUUGGUCUUGCAUUGAGAAUCCACUGCAAAAUUAGUAUGCAUUGUAAUUGGAAGUUGCAGUUGUUCAAAGGUAUUUAGUAUUCACCAUUAUUUCAGUAAUCUUGCAAUUUAUUAGUACAACAUGAAAUGAGCUUUUAACAUCCCCGCACAUUUGUCAAAGGAACACAUCAGGAAUCCUAUGCACUAGUUAAAAGAUGGAAUUUCUCAGGACUCAAGGAAUUAACAUGCCAAAGUAAAUGCAAGUACAAGGUAAAGGAAGAAUUUAGAAAUACUAAAAGGAAAUGGUUAAAGAGUGGCUUACAUAUUUUGUCUCCAGUUUUAUAAGUGCAACAGCCAGAUCCUUAAGCUGGUAUACUCUGACUUUGUCAAAUAUUUUUGAUAUUUAUGGUUUUUCCUUAAGAGGGAAGACAUUACACUGACUUGUCAUGUAAUCCUAGAUACAGAUGUCAAUGUUGUGAUUCCAUCAUUGUGGACAAAGCAGCUACUUUGUGUAAAAUAUCCACUGCAUAAUAGUUGGUGACAAUAAAUUUAGUUCCUAAUCCA
This is a messenger RNA of Hypanus sabinus (Atlantic stingray), 2396 nucleotides long. RefSeq names its product MICOS complex subunit Mic27-like. The transcript is spliced from 9 exons. Gene Ontology annotation, cellular component: MICOS complex. The record is from RefSeq and is a predicted model, not a curated record. The coding region runs from base 209 to 1012 and encodes 267 amino acids. Lineage: Eukaryota; Metazoa; Chordata; Chondrichthyes; Myliobatiformes; Dasyatidae. Gene Ontology annotation, biological process: cristae formation.